Pelobates cultripes (western spadefoot toad) is the source of this 202-nucleotide messenger RNA. Lineage: Eukaryota; Metazoa; Chordata; Amphibia; Anura; Pelobatidae. The record is from the annotation of a GenBank genome assembly.
AUGAAGAUGAACAGCACCAACGGGACCAAGCGGGCUCGCCACGACAGCUCCCCGCAGAGGGACGACGGCUACCAGACCCCCGAGAAGCGGGUGAGAGUGUGGUCCCCGGCGGCGGGCGCGGAUUACCGGGAGUGGAGCACGGAGGACGUGUGUCUGUUCCUGGCUGGCCACGGGCUCGGGGAGCUGCAAGCCGCCUUCAGAG